Messenger RNA from Phoenix dactylifera (date palm), 2908 nucleotides. The record is from RefSeq and is a predicted model, not a curated record. NCBI's taxonomy places the organism in Eukaryota, Viridiplantae, Streptophyta, Magnoliopsida, Arecales, Arecaceae.
GCGCAAUAUGGGCUUCUCCAUCCUCUACCCCCACCUCACCGUCUCCGAGACCCUCCUCUACACCGCCCUCCGCCUCCCGCACACCCUCUCCCGCCCCGAGAAGGCCGCCCAGGCCGAGGAGGUCAUGGCCGAGCUCGGCCUCCUCGGCUGCCGCAACAGCAUGACUGGCGGGGCCCUAAUGCGCGGGAUCACCGGCGGGGAGCGCAAGUGGGUCAGCAUCGGCCAGGAGCUGCUCAUCAACCACAGCAUGCUGCUACUCGACGAGCCUACCUCCGGCCUCGACUCCACCAUCGCCGGCCGGAUCGUGACCAGCAUCGCCGACCUCACCCGGGAGGGAGGACCGUGGUGAUGACCAUCCACCUGCCCUCCAGCCGGAUCUUCUACAUGUUCCACAAUAUCCUGCUGCUCUCCGACGGCCACACCGACUACUUCGGCAAGGGCUCCGAUGCCAUGAACUAUUUCGCCAGCAUCGGCUACAUCUCCUCUCCGGCCGCCGCAUUCCCGUUCCCGCCCGGUCGAACCGUCCGACCCCGAAGGCCGACUUCGAUGGCGGAAGGAGAACCAAGCAAUCGAUUCGUCCCCAAAUCGAUUCGUCGCCAAAUCGAUUCGUCGCGUAACUCGCGUUCUCCCUCUCGCACGGGUGAUGGGCGUAGGCCUCGGCGUGCUCGGUUCUGGGCUUUGAAAUUGUGAGACGGGCCGCUCGCGUCUCAGGAUUUCAUCUCCGUAGACGGCCCGGGCCGGCCUCGCUCUUUGGAAAUUUUCUUUAUAUUUUCCCAGGAUGUUCGAUUCCGAGUCUAACUCGGAUUAUCUGAAGACCUUUCUGAAUUCGGCCAAGGAGAGAGAAAGACUGAGCGGAAAAAAGAAAAAAAAACAACGAACAGAAAAACACAGAGCGAGCAGAGAUGGAGGAAGAUGAAGGCAUUGGACACCUUGCGCCCGGCUACCGCUUCAGGCCUUUUCCCGAGGAGCUGGUGGAAUUCUACCUUCGGCCCAGAUUGUUGAACCAACCCCUACCAUGCCAGGCUAUCAAAGAGUUGAACCUCUACGAUUUCCACCCCAGGGAUAUCUUAGGCAAUACACCUGCCGGUAAGCAUCUGUAUUUCUUCACUCCAAGAAAAAUGAAAUAUCCCAAUGGAACAAGGCCUGCUCGCGGAACAAACAGGGGAUAUUGGAAGGCCUCGGGAAAAGAUAAGAUCAUCAGAGAUAAAGACUCAAAGGAGAUUGUUCGCAGGAAGUCUCUUGUCUUCCAUGAAGGGCACCAAGGUAAUGGAACAAGAACAAGAUGGCUGAUGCAAGAGUACACUAUUAAGGAAUUCUGGUUUACUACCGAUCAAAACAAGAAUGAGCUUGGUGCUGUGGCUUUGUGUGCAAUAUACCUAAAGCCAACACCAAAUCAGUCGAGGGAUGGUGAGCUUCAAGUGGAUGAACAGGAAGAGGAGGAUGAAGGCAUUGGAAACCUUGCGCCCGGCUACCACUUCUGGCCUUAUCCCAAAGAGCUGGUGAAAUUCUACCUUCGGCCCAAGCUGUUGAACCAACCCCUACCAUGCCAGGCUGUCAAAGAGUUGAACCUCUAUGAUUUCCACCCCAGGGAUAUCUUAGGCAAUACACCUGCCGGUAAGCAUCUGUAUUUCUUCACUCCAAGAAAAAUGAAAUAUCCUAAUGGAACAAGGCCUGCUCGCGGAACAAAUGGGGGAUAUUGGAAGGCCUCGGGAAAAGAUCAGAUCAUCAGAGAUAAAGAUGCAAAAGAGAUUGGUCGCAAGAAGUUUCUUGUCUUCCAUGAAGGGCACCAAGGUAAUGGAACAAGAACAAGAUGGCUGAUGCAAGAGUACACUAUUAAGGAAUUCUGGUUCUCUACCGACCAAAACAAAGAUGAGCUUGGUGCUCUCGCUUUGUGUGAAAUAUACUUAAAGCCAACACCAAAUCAGUCGAGGGAUGGCGAGCUUCAAGUGGAUGAACAGGAAGUGGAGGAAGAAGGAUCACCAUCUCAUUCUUCGGAUAACAUUUUUGCUGAUCGUCGAGUUGGGCCACGUCCACCUCCAUGCAACAAUAGCAAGGACGCCCCGGUCGCUUCUACGAGUGGGUGCCCAUCAGCAUUCGGCCCCAUUACGGCGAGGCCCGGUCCCUCCAUGCCAUCCAUGGGCUACAAUAAUCUCCAGUGCCACAACAAUAACAACAUGGCGUCAAUUCUCCAAUCCAGCCUCAGGCCGGGGGUCCCUCAUGCUAUGGGGGGUUAUCGUAGCAGUCAUCAGAUCAGGCCAUCACCUGCUCAUCACCAUCGACCUGGCCAUGUUGGUUUCGACAACGCCGGUGGUCUUCUCCUGCCUGGGGCCUCGUACCUCCCUAAUGGGAAUAGGUUGCAUACGAUGUCUCCGGUGCAGCCUGACGUCUUGGUUCAUGCAUCCUACUGUCACUGUGUGGUGUCGGAGCCAUCAUCGUCGCAGUUUGAGAGUUCAGCUUUUUUAUCCUUCGGAAACCAGCUGAUGCCGUAUGGAGAGUUUGGCAUUGCAGCUGCUUCAUCCUCUCAAUAUCAACUGCCGCCGCUGCAAUUCGACUUUGAAGCUUACCUGCCCAUGCCGUCAGACUUCCGAACAUCUUCACAAACAACUCUGUGGCCACUACCGAGCCACUUGAGUUGAUGGAGGAGAACGUCUAGAUUUUCUGGUUCAGUAAAAUAUAUUAGGAAUCAAGUGUGUCUUCUUUUUCUAUUAUUUUUUUUUGGCUGGUCGAGUAGGAGAAUCAAGGUUGAGUUUAGUUUUAGUUUUCUUACCAGUUCUCUAUUAGUCUUGGUUGCUUGCUAGGCAGGAUGGGUAUCACUCAUUCGCAUGGAGCAGGAAUCCGAUUUUAGAUUCUUAUGAGGUCAGAAUGUUCUUGAAAUGAAGGAAAUAAUGGAGGGAAUUCGUUUAUUAAA